Molecule: messenger RNA, 1608 nt
Organism: Zymoseptoria tritici IPO323
Lineage: Eukaryota; Fungi; Ascomycota; Dothideomycetes; Mycosphaerellales; Mycosphaerellaceae
Exons: 2
Coding region: 1-1608 (535 amino acids)
Source: RefSeq, a predicted model, not a curated record
AUGAUUUAUCUCGAUGGCAAGCCAUUUGUCGUUCGCUUCAAUUGCGAAAUGCUCCUGCGCGCGCUGCGGUCUCAAGAUCUACGGUACCAAUUCUGGAUCGAUGCUUUGUGUAUCGAUCAAACCAACGUGCUCGAACGGAACGGUCAUGCAAUGCAGAUGCAAGAAAUAUACCACGGAGCUCAGACGACGCUAGUCUAUCUCGGCGAGCACGACUCGGACUCCGCAAACAUCCUGCAGUCUAGGACGGCAUCAUCGCGUUCUGAUACUGGGCUCGGCAAUGUUCACUCCUCUGUUUACAGGCGUGGGCGUCAUGAUGGCACCGCACUGAAGUACACUCAAGAGAUCAACGCCAUCUUCAUGGGAAAGUUUCAGACUCGGCCCUGGUUCCAUCGGCUAUGGAUGGUCCAAGAAGUCCUUUGGCCUGCCAACGUUGAAUUCUUCUUGUCGAGCGAGUCCUGCGAGUGUUUCAAUACCUGCGACAAUUUCUUUCCCAUGGAGAGCAUUUUUCGCAUCUGGAUCGGUUUCGUACGGCAAGGCGAUCAUCAAGACGAUGUCGUGGGUAUCAGCAGCAGUAGCACCGACAAUGCCAGGAGUGUUGUCAAGCCGGAAGUACCAGCCGUGAUCGAAUUUAUCAAACGGCGGCGUACACGCUCUUCGACUAGCCACGGGAAAACGGGACGAAUGCAGCUCCCUCUGUGGCAAGUUUUUGCUACCCUCGAAGCGACCCGCGACUUCCAGUGUACUGAUCCGAGGGAUAAGAUUUUUGCGAUCGGGUCUUCAUUUGCGAAACCGAUACCCGAAUUACUACGACCAAGCUACGAGAAGUCCGUAAUCCAGACAUACUCCGAUGCUAUGUUUUUCAUGAUUAACUAUAUGACUUCGGAAGCCAUCAUGGCUGCUGGAACAUCACAGCAACGCCAGACUGGCGACAGCCAUGGUAUCCUGCCAAGCUGGGUCAUCGAUUGGCGCGAGCCACGAUACACUUCCGAAGUGGACAUUCAGAACUGGCACGCGGGCUACUCGGAAGGGCACAAGCAAAUUGUCGCUCAUCGUGAGGACAACGUGCUGAUCAUGAGAGGACUCCUAGUUGAAGUAGUCCAGGCCCUGGCCGGCGAAGUUCCGAUGAUCGCGGACACUUCGGAGCUCCGAAGACUCAGGCGACUUCAAGAAGCAGGAGACCAACCCGCCAGCAUCUAUUGCCUGCUCAUUAACGGUGACCUCGGUGUGGAGCGGGCGUCUUUCCUGGCUGCCCUGUGCACGGAAGGUACUAUCCAGGGCACGGCGACCCCGGAUCCCACUCAGACGCGGCAGGACACCGAUCAUCUUACGACCAUCGCCGCACAGUGCAACAAUCGUCGACUCUUACACCUUUCCAACGGCAAUCUGGCCAUCGGACCCGAAGGCACGCAAGCAGGAGAUUGUGUUUGCGUGUUUCUGGGCGUUGAGACGCCGAUGCUGAUUCGACCGCUCGAUGACCAUUCGUGGCAAUUGAUCGGACAGUGCUUUGUUGCGGGAGUCAUGCAUGGCGAGGCCAUUGAGAGGGUGGACUGGGAGACCGUUCAAGAUCCUGUGCCGAAGUCGCCUUUGUGGGACUUCCGACUAGUGUGA